Messenger RNA from Triticum urartu, 1091 nucleotides. Its product is annotated as chitinase 1. The record is from RefSeq and is a predicted model, not a curated record. Lineage: Eukaryota; Viridiplantae; Streptophyta; Magnoliopsida; Poales; Poaceae. Gene Ontology annotation, biological process: carbohydrate metabolic process. Gene Ontology annotation, molecular function: hydrolase activity, hydrolyzing O-glycosyl compounds.
CUAGCCUGCAUGUCAUUGGAUCCACUGAGCUACUUAGAUUUCAUUCGAUCCAUUGAGCUGAGCCAGCCAUGACGAACGGGUACCUCUUCCGGGAGUACAUCGGCGCGCAGUUCACCGGCGUCCGGUUCUCCGACGUGCCCGUGAACACCGGCGUGAGCUUCCACUUCAUCCUCGCCUUCGCCAUCGACUACCUGGCGAGCCAGCAGUCCAAGCCCACGCCGACCAACGGCGUCUUCAAGCCGUUCUGGGACACGGGCAACCUCACCCCGGCCGCCAUGGCCGCCACCAAGGCGGCCCACCCUAACCUGAGCAUCAUGGUCAGCAUCGGCGGCGACACCGUCCAGAACACGGGCGUCAACGCCACCUACGCCCCGACCUCCGUCGACUCGUGGGUGGCCAACGCCGUCUCCUCCCUCUCCGCCAUGAUCAACCAGUACGGGCUGGACGGCGUGGACGUGGACUACGAGCACUUCGGCACCGACGUGGACACCUUCGUGGAGGGCAUCGGCCGCCUGCUCACCCAGCUCAAGGCCCGCUUCCCCAACAUCCGCACCUCCAUCGCGCCCUACGAGCUCCCGGUCAACCAGAAGUACUACCAGGCUCUGUGGAGGAAGUACUCCGGGGUCAUCGACUACGUCAACUUCCAGUUCUACGGCUACGGCGCCAACACCGUCGUCCAGUACUACGUGCAGUUCUACGACGAGCAGGCGCGCAACUACCCCGGCUCCGGCGGCACCAAGCUGCUCGCCAGCUUCAAGACCGGCAACGUCACCGGCCUGCUCUCGCCGGAUCAAGGCAUCAGCGGCGCCAAGGAGCUCCAGCGGCAGGGCAAGCUGCCGGGGAUCUUCAUCUUUUCGGCGGAUAGCUCUAAGAUGAGCCCCUACCUGUUCAAGUAUGAGACCCAGGCGCAGCAGCUCGUCGCCAACCACUAAGUAAGUGGUGGAUUCGAUCCGCUAAUAAGUGAGUAAGACAAGUUUGCUGCAUACAGCAUACGUACGGGGUCAUGUAUAUCCCGGAUAUGUACUGGGACUAAAUAAAUGCCGUGUACGUACUCAAGCUUGAAUAAGCGGCACCUACUUUGGUUUGCUCUA